UGACAAGAUCAAACCGUUCGAUGCAGCAAAAUGCAAGGGCCGGGCGGUUUGAUAAGCACACAGCCAUCAACAGCCACGUAUCUUAGCUGAUCGAGCGAUACAGAAUGAAGCUGCUCGCCUUUUAUUCGGUUAUAAAACCCGCAAGCCGGCUUAGUCGAAGGGGUCAGUUUGCCUAUUGCCGUUUUGUGCGGGACCACGAGUGCGGACCACAAUCCGUCGGCGCAACAACAACACAACAUGGAACCGAUCGAUGCGCGGGCAGAGCGCAGGGAAAAGAUCGUCUACCAUCUGGAGACAUGCUUUAACACCAUCAACCACAUGCUGAUUGGAUAUGUGACGUUUUAUCUGUCCUACUACUCGUACACGAGAGGCUUUGGCAAGCUGUUUACCUGGCACAUUUUCCUCUGCUCUGUCGGUUACCAAUUUUUCAUGGCACAGUCACUGCUUACGCUCUACCCGGCCAACUCGUGGACGAAUCGGUACUCGAUUGCAACCAAGCGCCACCUGCACUGGGCUUUGCAGGCGAUCGGCUGUGUUGCAAUCCUUGUCGGGAUCGUUAUUGAGAUCUAUCUGAAGGAGGAUGCCGGACGGAGCCACUUCCGGUCGGAUCAUGCCAUAACGGGUUUGGUUUCACUCAUCUUUAUCGCACUGUCCAUACUGAACGGCAUCGCAGCGAUGUACACCGUCAAGAUUAAGCACCUCAUCAAGCCAGUGUACGUGAAGAUGUGCCACUACCUGACCGGCAUUGUCGCCUUCGUUAUCGGUAUGACAUCGCUCGCGCUCGAGUACUCACCGCGGAUGCUAUCGGUGCAGCACAAGCAGAUGCUGAUCGCGUUCACCACCAUUACGACCGCCCUUACCCUAAUCGGGGUGUGCAAAACGAUGACCAAUCAGUGCCGAAAUCUGCGUCAAUCUUGAAGAUUGAAAUGAAAAGUGUGUAAUGUAUGUAUGUAUAUUGUUAAAAUUCAUUUAUUUGUAUCACGCGCCACAAUUCGCUCGCUCGGUGCUGUGUUGUACAAUGCGUAUUAUUUGCUUUUCAUUACAAAAUACGUAACGGAGACGUGUGUUGUUGUUAUUCGUUGUGUCAUUAGCAGCGCGCGCUAGCGUGAUUUGAUUUAAAAAGAAAAGAAAAAAAACACUCCUCUCUCUCUCUCUCCUAUUUCGUGUCCUACUGAUCUGAUCCUGGCAAUCCCCCGGGGGUGGAUAGGUGAAAACAAAAUGAUGAUACUUCAUAAUUACUAAAAACAAAAUAUUCUAUUAAGGCUGCAAGCAUUAGUUAUGGAUUACGGGACAGAAAUGAUUGUUUUU
Molecule: messenger RNA, 1308 nt
Organism: Anopheles merus
Lineage: Eukaryota; Metazoa; Arthropoda; Insecta; Diptera; Culicidae
Exons: 4
Coding region: 238-918 (226 amino acids)
Molecular function (GO): transmembrane monodehydroascorbate reductase activity
Source: RefSeq, a predicted model, not a curated record